CCAGCAUGUAUUAUAGCCUAAAUUAUCUAUCUAUCUAUCUAUCUAUCUAUCUAUCUGUGUCUAAUCACGAUACACUAGCAUGUAAAGGCUGCAUUCUUGUUUGCAUUAGUAAAUUACCUAUUUAAUGUCAAUUAUAGAAUGCAAUUUUAGAUUAUUAUUUUUUUAAAUUUGGAACUACAAUAAAUCCAGAAACAGAAAAAUCAUCUUUAUGAAUACACAAAAUUAUGGUUUAUUCUGCUAUAUUUUCUAGUUAGAAGUCCCAAAGAAAAAAAAAAUAACUUGAAAUGGAUGUUGCAUGUGCUAACUUGAAGAGGCAAAUAGACACAUUUUAACACAGACUGUCCAAAGUUUAUGUCAUAAACCAAGUCAUGGUGAUUCAUUAGAUUAAACUAAGACAAUAUACUAAUGAGGGUAUUUAUGAGUCAGCAGUUACACAGACAGAUCUAAAUGAUGUGCGGGACGCUGUAUGCUUUAACCUUUGCCCUUGUGCUUUAAACUUGUCUGAUCAUGUAACUUGAGUUUAUGACUUGCUGUAACACUCGCACCAAAGGAACUUGAAGGAAAUUCAAUAUAGGUAACGUCAGUAUUAAUUAAAGGGGCAGUUCACCCAAAAAUUUAAAUUCUGUCAUUUACUCAACUUAAUGUCAUUCCAAACCAUUUCAAAAUCUGCAGAACACAAAAGAAACUUUUUUGAAAAAUGACAGUCAAUGAGGUCCAAUUGUGUUUUGAACCCAUUAACUUUUUUAUGGCCAAAAUCAUUUAAAAACAUUAUUUUAAAUAUCUUCUUUUGUGUUCCAAAGAUUCUGAAUAACAUUGCUGGAAUAGAUAUGCAAACUGAUUGUCAGUUCCCAAGCUGAAAAAUAGAAUGAAUAACAUGGGAUAGAAAGAAACUACAGAUAGAAGUUGAAGGUUUUAUCUAUUGACUAAACUUGACAAUUCUCAGAAUGAGUGGUUAAACAAAGCUCCGUGUUUAUAGGCGUUGCGUCACUGCUGUUAGGUUAAAGGCCAUUUGACUUGCCUCUCUCCGGCUGUUGAAGUCUCCGUUGAAGCACAGCUUGCCACUCCAGAUCUUUUGAAUAAUACCUUGGGAGUUCCGGAAUAUUGAUACUCUGGACUUUUGAACUCAUACAGACAAUGAAUUUGUCACACUGAACUUCAAGUUAGAAGAAGAAUCCAGCAGUCCUUUGAAUGCAUCUGCAGGCAAGUACAACUGCCAUCAUUUUGGCUUUGGAUCUGCCAUAUCUUUAAAGGAAUACAGGAAAUAUAUCUGUGAAAAGACAAUUAAACAAUGAUUUCAGCUAAUAUUUUGAUUUCCUUGGAGAGAACUAAACCAAUAGCAGUAUUUCUGCUCUUUGAGUCCUGCUGCAAUCAUUAACUAUUGAUGCAUUCCAGAGCGUUUUAUCAAGAUUACUGUACGGUAUGAUCAAUGCUGGACGUCACUGCGUUCUCAGGCAAAACUACAAGAAUGCAUUGUACGCCGUUUAACCGAAAAUGGUUUUGAAAUGUUUGAACACUGGUCUGAGAAAAGCUUUGAAAGGGGCAACAAUCGUAAAACAUCCAGUUGCUUUUAGGCUGAAACUUUUAAGUGAGUAAAAUUUUUAAAGAUGCAUAAAAAUAAAGAUUGUAUUUAAGAACCAAUUACAGUCAAAAUUAGAUUGUUGUUAAUUCUUGGACACUCCAUUAUGGUUAACGGGACUACUGAGUCAAACAGUUCCAGUCUUGGGCCAAGUGAUGUUGAGCGAGUGUUGGUACCCAUAUUUGACAGCUUCAUCCUGGUGACCGGGGUAGUAGGACACAUCCUGGUUCUGAUCAUCAUCUGUCGAACGAUGCGGCGAGGAUGUGGACAGCCCAGUGGAGGAAGGACAGGAGGACUCCAACAGACAAAUGCAAACGGCACAGAUGUUUUUCUUCUGUCAUUAAGUGUGGCGGACCUUCUCCUACUUUCCUGUCUUCCAUAUCACACAGUUGCCAUUGCAACCCAUCACUGGCCGUUUGGAAGCUUUAUGUGCAAGUCCGUCAGCUUCCUGAGUGCAAUGUGUACAGCCGCCAGUGCCUUUACACUUGCCGCUUUGGCUUUUGCUCGGUACAUCAUCGUGGUUCAUCAGUCCAAAGCGUAUCGAUGGCGCAGAGAGGGGCGUUUAAAGGUGACUGCAGGCGUACUGUGGAUACCAGCUGUUGUGUUGGCAUCGCCUCAGUUCGCUUGGAGGACGCUGAUUUCAGGGCUGGACAACCAUGAAGCUCGUGAGGACCUGGCAUGUUUUAAUUUCCUUUCUGACAAGAGCCAGUUGGCAUAUGGAGUGUGCCACUUCCUACUGGCUUUUGCAUUUCCACUUUUGAUCAUUGUAAUAGCCUAUGCCAAGAUAUACCAUUUCCUCAAAAUCACCAGGCGGGAUCGCACAACUCAGACUGACCGUUUGGAGCACUACCAUGUUCACGUCACCCAGAUGUCUGCUCUGUUAGUGCUGGCGUUUGCAUUGUGCUGGCUGCCUUCCUAUGGCUUGAUGUUUGUUCAAAUAGUUGAGGGUGACAAUGCGGUUGGAACUUUACCUCAAUUUGGACCCUUUGCUACGUUUGCUCGCAUCAUGGCAACCUCUUCUACAGUGGUCAACCCCAUUCUCUAUGUUUUCAUGUCAGAGAAAUUCAGGAAGGAACUAAUGGAUCUGGUUCAAGGAGGCUGUGGAAACAGACCCUCCUAAAGCCAUAUGGGAUGCUGGAAUGACCUUUUAAGAGUUACCAAAUAACAUGAUUUAUUCCAUAAAAUAUGUUUACAUACUUAAAUGACUGUGUACAGAUGUUAACAAUUAGUGUUUUAAACAAAUAUGUAGAACACUUCCAUGAGUGAUGCCACAAUGACUAAUGGACACUGGAACUUUAAAUUACCUCUUGAGUUUGCAAUGGUGUUCUGGUAUUUCAAUGUUACCAUUUUUUUGCAUGUUCUCAGAAAAUGUUGAGGAACCAAACAACAGUCUAGAAUACAUUGUACAUUGUUUUGUACAUUUUGUAUCAGUUAAUGUGACUUGUCAAGGUUUUGCUCAUUAAAAGACGGUGUAGUUUCA
This is a messenger RNA of Megalobrama amblycephala (Wuchang bream), 3056 nucleotides long. RefSeq names its product galanin receptor type 2. NCBI's taxonomy places the organism in Eukaryota, Metazoa, Chordata, Actinopteri, Cypriniformes, Xenocyprididae. The record is from RefSeq and is a predicted model, not a curated record. Gene Ontology annotation, biological process: neuropeptide signaling pathway. Gene Ontology annotation, molecular function: G protein-coupled peptide receptor activity. Gene Ontology annotation, cellular component: membrane. Bases 1683 to 2696 code for a protein of 337 amino acids. The transcript has a single exon.